AAAAGUAAUGUCCUGUCCUCUCCUUAGUGUGUUUGAGGAGGCAUUUGCAGCCGCUGGCUGGGACUUCCAUUCAGACAGGCUGUGGGAUCUGUACGCCGAGUGGGAGAAGGAGCAGGGCAACCUGAAGUUCACGACUGACGUCUACGACCGAGUACUGAGGGUCCCCACACAGCUCUACAACACACAUUAUGAAAAACUGAAAACUCACCUAACCUCCCACCCACCUCAGGACGUCCUGUCCCCUGAGGAGUACAGUAAGGUGAGGAAUGAGUACAAACCGAGCCAGAUUCAAGCCAAAAAAGAGAGAUCUGAUAUCUGCGCUGAGGAAGAAGAGAGACCACCAGGGGAGGAAGAGCCUGCAGACAAUGGCAAGGACUCGGAAGAAGCUGUGCAGAAGAUGCAGGAGCUUCUGCUGGUCAACAGAGAGGAAGUGUACCAACAAAAUGAAGCAGAAGUCAGGAAGAGAUGGAACUUUGAGGAUGCUAUUAAAAGACCUUAUUUCCAUGUGAAGCCUCUGGAUAGAGCCCAGCUGAAAGCCUGGCAGAGCUAUCUGGACUGGGAGAUUUCAGAAGCAGAAACAGCGGCGCCUUUGGAAGGCUAUGAAGGCUCAAAACAAGAGUGUGUAGCUGGGCACAAGAGAGUACUGAUUCUGUUUGAACGCUGUCUCAUUGCUUGUGCACUCUAUGAGGAAUUCUGGAAUAAAUAUGUGCAUUACCUGGCACCACACGGGCUGGAGGAGGUGCGUAAUGUGUACCGCAGAGCUUGUGAAAUCCAUCUUCCGUACAAACACAGCAUCCACCUUCAGUGGGCCUCGUUUGAGGAAAAACAUGGUAUUAUAUCAGAGGCACAGCAUAUUCUAGAAUCACUUGAGAUGACAGUGCCUGGUUUGGCUGCGGUGCGUCUGAGGAGAGUAGGUCUGGAGCGGAGAGCAGGACGUUUGGAUGUGGCGGAGGCACUGCUGAAGGAGACGGUGGAGCAGAGUAAAGACAGUCCCCCACUCCAUGCCUUCUACUCCAUCAAACUGGCUCGCUUUCUUCACAAGCUGUGCAAGAACCCUGCCAGGGCCCGCACUGUUCUUCAGGAAGCCAUAGAGCUGAGUCCGGAUAAUGGUAGAUUGUAUCAGAACCUUCUGGAGCUGGAGAUGUCAGGUGACCUGCAGACUAAUGGAGGUGGGAUUCUACAGUGUGUGGCCAAAGCUCUUGCUGCUCCUCUCUCCCCAAAAACCAAAAUCCUUUUCUCACAACGUGGCCUGCAAUUUGCUGAGGACUUUGGGAGCACAGUACAGAGUGUGUUGAGCAUGUAUGAGGAGCACCAGAAGCUGCUGAAGGAACAUGAUGCAAAGAGACAAGCAGAGAAUAGCGAUAAUGAUGAUCCAGAAAAGAUGAGCAAAAUGGAUGAUGCAUCUGCCUUGACGGCACCACAGACGGCUCCACCCACAAUGCCUCACGUUCCCAUGACAACACCACCUCCCUCUAUGAUGGGCGGAGACAUGAGUGGAUCAUACGGGAGCUAUGGCAGCUGGUACCAGCAGCAACAGUAUGGAGGGUAUGGCAGCUACCAAAACCCAUGGAACCAGUACAAUCAGUACUACCCUACCAGUUAAAUCCCUUCAAAGAUGGAGGUCUGGGGUGCUGCUUCAUGUGAGCCACUCAUAUAUCCUCAAUCCUCCAAAAGCCACAGCAGUGCGUAACUUGAGCCAGUGUCAAAAGCGUGAGGGAUAAAUGUACAAAUCUAUUAUGAUGUUUUUAAAAGAUGUUAUCCUCUUUCCCUGAAUUUUUGGUACUAAGUGCCACCUUACAACCUAAAAUGCAUUUGUAGAUAGAUAUAGAUAUAGAUAUAUACCUGUUCAUGCUUGGUUUUGAAGUAAUUUAUCUGUGAAUUGUCAAAUUUAUUGACUUCCUGAAAUGUAUUGUGAACAUUUUUCUGUUGACCAUUUUGUACCAAUUAUUUUAAAAUGUUUAAAUUUAGGUUUAUUCUGUGCAGUCACCAUCUUAUAAGUUUAA
This is a messenger RNA of Sinocyclocheilus grahami, 2003 nucleotides long. Its product is annotated as pre-mRNA-processing factor 39-like. The transcript has 10 exons. Gene Ontology annotation, molecular function: protein binding; pre-mRNA 5'-splice site binding. Lineage: Eukaryota; Metazoa; Chordata; Actinopteri; Cypriniformes; Cyprinidae. Bases 8 to 1603 code for a protein of 531 amino acids. The record is from RefSeq and is a predicted model, not a curated record. Gene Ontology annotation, cellular component: commitment complex; U2-type prespliceosome; U1 snRNP. Gene Ontology annotation, biological process: mRNA 5'-splice site recognition; RNA processing.